AUGCCAAGCCCCGGUUUAGGACUUCAGGAGCUGGGGACUGGGGUGCCUCAGCCCUCUGCCCUUGCAGAGACGGCUGGCACCAAGCCGCAUCCUUUGCAUAGGGCUGUUGAGCCCCGCCAGGGUCUCAGCGGGUCUGCACAGACCCGCGGGGAGCCCGGCAAGGAGCCCGCUGCCCCCGGAGCUCGGCAAGACCUUUCCGUGCGGGCAGCGGGGCAUCAGGGCGCCGGUCGUAGAUAUACGUCCAGGCUGGAGGGAACGUCCCCGGCUGGGAGGAGCCAGCGGCUGAGCCGCUGUAAACAGUGCGGGCACCGCCAGCGGUUGGGAGAUGGAUAUAAAAAGGGAGGCGGAGGGGAGGCAGCCGGAGCGGAGGAGCGGGAGCUGCCUGCGCCUGCCUGCCCCUGCCCUGCCUGCCCCGCCCGGUGCGGCAGCUCCGAGAGGCUGCGGGCAGAGUCCGCGGUCGGCGCUGUCGGGACAGGACGCGUCGUGGAGCAGCCAUCGGCCGCAGCAUCAGGUCGGUACCGCGCUCCCCGCGCCCCCCGCGCCCCCUCGCCUCGCCGAUCCCGCCGCCGCUGCCGCCGCCCGUUUCUUGCAGGACCCGGCGCGGAUGCCGCCCCGCACCUCGCCCCGUGGCGACCCAGCUCCGACACCUGCCGGGCUGGCCCGUGGGCCGGCCGUGCGCCUCGAGGGCUCCGCCGCCCUCCCUCCCUCGUCAUCCGCCGCGGAGGGCAGCUGGUGUUCGCCGACCGCCCCCGCGGGCCGCCCGUCACACUGCGGGCCCGCUACAUCCUCAUGCACGACGGCGGGGAGCUGCACAUCGGCUCGGAGCGCUGCCCCUACGGCUCGCGGGCCACCGGCUCGCUGUACGGGCGAGCCGCCGAGGGGGCGGCCACGGAGAGCUGCGGGCAGAAGUUCGUGGGCGUGGGUCGCGGCGGCAUUCCGGACCGGCGCCGCCGCUCCCGGGCCCUCCUGGACAUGACGCUGCAUCCCGGCCGGCUCCGCCACGGCCCCGACUCCUCCGAGAGGCGCUGGGGCAGCCGCGGGCUCAGCCUGCGCCUCCUGGACGGCGGCACGGCGCGGCUGCUGGCGGGGGCGCUUCCACAGCCACCUGCGGCCGGGCUCAGCGCUCUCCUGGCCCGGCAGCCCCCGGUAGCCCCCGGCAGGGUGGUGGCGGCCGCCCUGGGGGACUCGGCCGCCCGCAGCCUCACGCCGGAGACGCGGCUGCUGCUGCGGGACCGCCUGGGCAGCAGCUUCAUCGUCCGCCUGCGCUACAGGCAGUCCUGGGCGCUGGUGGGGAUUCUCGGAGGGGAUCAGCUUUCCAGAGCAGAAGAUAAGCAGGAGUGUAACGGGAGUGGAACAACGGGGUUAGCCAUAGCCCAGAGAGAUUUCCUCACAUGUGAUGGCACCUGUUUUACUGUUACUUCUUCCGAUGGAUGGAUGGAAGGUGUGUCUCAUAGUGGAUUUAAAGUGGAAGUGUCCAGAGGAAUAAUUCUUCAUCUGGUGGAUGGGGUUACAAGUUGGUUACUUGGUGACGGUAUCGUCACUGCCAGUACAGAUUAUUUUAUGCAUCGGCCUGAAGAGUUUAGUCUCUUUUCUUGUCCAAAGAAAAACAGUCAAGUGAAAAUUGAUGGCAGCCCACUCUGUCUUCACAUUGGAGAAGUCAUAGGUGGUGUUGAUAUGAGGGCAGAGGUUGGUUUUCUGACCAGAAAUAUACUUAUUCAAGGAGAAAUGGAAGACUCCUGCUAUGGAAAAUAUCAAUGCCAGUUUUUCUCUUUUGAUACAUUCGGAGGGCACAUUAAAAUCCUAAGGAAUUUUAGCUCUGUUCAUCUCAGAGUGGAACUAAAAAACAUGGGGCAAGAGAUCCUGGGCAGUUACCCUGUGCAUUUUCCCCUGGCUGAGGAUGUGGAUGCAAGAGGGGGAUAUGAGCAUCCAGUGCACCUCAAUAACCUGGCAAUCACCACUGCUGCUCGGGGUGGAACUCACGGCCUUCUGGGCUGUCAGCACGUUCUGGAUUGCAAAUCCAAACAACAGCUUAAUAGAGAAUGCAGUGGCUGGUGCUCAGGAUGUUGGGAUAUGGUGCCUCUUCCACUGGGUCCCCCCGGGCACUCUGAGGAAGACACCCAGAGGGACAGGCUGAACACACCCCCCGGGAGUUUUUACAACAGAGUCCCCUCCAAUUUCAAGGCUGGUUUGUUUAUUGGAAAAAGAGUAAAGACAACGAGAGCUGAGGAUCCCAGGGAGUAUCUCACUGUCGAUAAUGCCAGGUUUUGCGCACAUCAAGAUGCUGAUCCUGAAAAGCCACGAGUUCCUGCCAUGAUUGAUGGUCUUAUUGCUCUUAAAAAUAAUGACCACAGGGCCUGGGCCAGGGAUGGUGACAUUAUUUUCUGCAGCUCAGGGUUUUCAGACAAUGGAAUUGGACUCACUCUGGCAAGUGAUGGGACUUUCCUGACAGACAACGGCUCCAGCCUGGAGGUUACAUGUUCCAUUUUUGUUGGAGAAAGCAGCAACUUUGGCUCCCAGGGAGGCCAAAACAGCUACUGGGGAAAAGGGGCAAAUGAAGAACACAGAACACUGCCCAGAAACAAGACAUUCCCUGUCCAUGGAUUCCAGAUUUAUGAUGGGUUUGUCAGGAUGGCAAGAUGCACUUUCAAGAAGUUCACCCUGACUGUUGACAGAUACUCAAGUGCCAUCAGGUUUUUCAUUAUAAACUCCUGGCAAAUCAGCCCUCAGAACAAAGUGUCACAGAUCCUGAUGGAGAAAAGUGUUGGACUGAAAGUGGUUUUUUUGGCAGACCAGGCCAGUGGUUUGGAAACAAUGACAAUGAAAAUGUCCAUCUUCCAUGGUGUGGAUGGUUGGCUGACAGGGUAUCCAGACACCUUCAGAGGCAGAGCAGACAAGUCCCUGCUGCCUCAUCCCAGCUCCCUCAGUGUCCCCUGCUGGAAUGGGCUGACCUGUCCUGGGAAACUCACAGGUAACGGGGCAGCCCAGCCAGCACCAGAUAUUCUGGUGAGGGGGGAGGCAGUGGAGCUGCUCAGCACUACUCACACAAAGGGUGAACAAUAA
Messenger RNA from Vidua chalybeata, 3060 nucleotides. Its product is annotated as cell surface hyaluronidase-like. NCBI's taxonomy places the organism in Eukaryota, Metazoa, Chordata, Aves, Passeriformes, Viduidae. The record is from RefSeq and is a predicted model, not a curated record.